Xyrichtys novacula (pearly razorfish) is the source of this 4684-nucleotide messenger RNA. The record is from the annotation of a GenBank genome assembly. NCBI's taxonomy places the organism in Eukaryota, Metazoa, Chordata, Actinopteri, Labriformes, Labridae.
GUCACUAUACUUAACCGUCGUGAAGAAGUCCGCCAUUUUGGCUCAAACAAAGUCAGAAAGUACUUAAUCUCUGGGAAAUAUUUUGCAUCCCUUUCCAUUUAGACCUUAUUAAAGUUAAAAGAGAACUACUCGUGUUUCCACUUUUUUUUUUCCUUGAAAGUGUAACUUUUGCAGGUGUGCAUGUUUAGUGAAUAGCAGUUAUAGGCGGAAUCUCCAGCUGAGUCUGCAGAGCUGUCCCGACGGUGACUACAUACAGUUCUGCUGCUUUUUUCUCAGUCUACCGCUAUGGGAGGCUGCUCCGCUCCAAACUGCUCCAAUUCAACCAGCAUAGGGAAACAGCUAUUUAGAUUCCCCAAAGACCCAGUCCGUAAGAAGAAAUGGCUGGUGAACUGUAAACGAGACUUUGAACCGACCCCUCACUCCAGACUUUGUCAGGUAAGUUUACAUGUAGGUGCUGAUGUGGCUGCAGUAAUAAUCUGUGAGAUGUCUCCACACUGAGGACUUUGAAUUGAUCUAGAGUGAAAAUAGAAAAUAAAAACAGGAUGAUGAAGUAUCUUCAAAUGAUUAGUCAAGUGUCAAAGUGUUGCUAGGAAACACAUGGGCGCGUACUGAGGGGUGGCCAAGAGCAGGAACAUCCCCCUCCUCUUCAAAUCCCAUUAGCCAAACCCACUGGCUACACUAAAAUCCUCAACAAUCAUUUUAUGAUCCAAAUGACAGGGGUUGGACUGAUGUAAAGAGCUACAUUUUGGGCUAUUUUGCAGCUUCAACGUUUUUUUCACAGACUAUGAAAAAAUAUAGCCUCAGAGAUGUUACCCAGAUUUGUUUAGGAAAAAACGCUUGAAGCCAAUUAGAGGCAGUUACUGACAGUCAGCCUAACUUUUUGUUGACCUACCAGAGGUGAGCCUUGAGCCUCCUCACAAAUAGCUGCAGUGUGCCCACUUGUAGGUCAAGUCAGCUGGGCCUCUGAUUCACCAUUCAGCAGUUUUUUGCAAUUUCACAUAGCCUUAAUUUCUCAAUACCAGAUGUUUCCAUUUGGCUUUACCUGAAAGGGUUGCCACAACAUCCAGCCUUGACAGUGGUCAUCUUCUAAAGAUAGGAAAUAUUAAUAGGCAUUUUAUAUUAAUAGGCAUAUUAAUAUUUUAAAUCUAUCUAUCUAUCUAUCUAUCUAUAUGAUUGUAUUAUGUAAAGAACAGGUUCAUAGUAGGGAGUGGGAUUACUCCACUACACCGGUGUAGUGGAGUGCUUUAAUUUUGAAACUGUCAAAAUUCAAGCACUACAACAACAACAAAAAUCUUCCUAUGAGAAAAUGGCAUUUCCAAAGAAGUUGUUGUCAGAGAGCUGGUGACAUAGAUAAAACAAAACUUGAAGACAUCAGUAGUGGAUGAUGAAAUGACAAGUCAACUGUGUUUAUUAGUGAAGUUUAUGAGCUAAUAUGUCACCCCACCCUUUCUUGUCUCGCCCUCCCUAAUUUUACUGACUGUAAUUCUGUUUUCUCACAUACUCCUAAAGUUAGUUUGUAACAUUGUGACAGCUCUAGUAUCUACAUUGUUUACUGGGGCGCAAGCUAAGCUAAUGGGAGCUUGCCUCUUAGAAACAUGACAUCAAAAACUUGUUUUUCUUGCAAAAUUGUACAUGCAUGAGUUUUAAAUUUGAUGAAAUUUGAUAAAUUUUAAAUCAAAUGAAGUCCAAAGAGUCAAGACAAUGUGUCAACUGUCUUCUAGUUUCACCUUUCUUACCAUUUUGAACAUCUCCUACUUUUUGGCACAACUUAACUUUUUGUUUACUGUUUGCAUUUCUUGUGCUUGUUUGCAUUAUAAACUGGAUGAGUUCUAAGUGUGUUCUUCUGUCGUUUUAUUUUUACCAGGAUCAUUUUGAGCAAAACCAGUUUGAAGAGGUUGCAAGGUCACCAGCCGGGGGAAGGAAGCUGAAGCCCAAUGCCAUCCCCACUCUGUUCAGCGUUUCAGAACCUCCUUACCCUGCUGCCAGCACUCAGUACAUUAUACUACCCAUGAAACCAGAACCAGGUGACUGAAUGUGCAAUGAUAUUUCUUUGUGUUGAAUGUGACAGAAACUGAGAGGGGUCCAGUGACUUUCUGGGCUAUCUCUUGAAAGAGUUAUCUCUUUCAAUCCAGUAUAGCAGAGCAGGGUUGACCAUAGACUGGGUAAAACAUGAAUUUGGUCUCAGGGAAGUGACCAAUUUGUUCCUGAAGUGGAGUGCUGUCUACAACAGAUGGGAGUUUUUAAGCACUCCUGCACCGGCUUAAUUUCUCCCCAUCAGACUGAUGCUUACUGCUAGUUUUUAUUAACAGGUCAUUAUCAAAGCCGAACUUCAGAAGUCCAACAACAUGUAAAAAAUUUAGAGCCAAGCAACCACCUCCAUCAGCAGUGACAGCUUUUUUAAACUGACUUCCCAACUCCAUUCAAAUGAAACAGAAAGACUAUGAGAGAGUGUAAGAUUGAAAUGCCGAAAGAUUUGACAGAAAGAAGUUUGGACCACAGGAUCUUACAUCAUUUAAUGCUCACCAUUUAAUACAACACUACAUAGACACUGCUCUGUAUCUGCAGCAGAAAAGGAGCUGAAUUUCGGGGACCAUGGCUAUGCUAGACGCACCCCUCUGCCUGGCAUGGAGGAGGAGGAGGCUGAAGAACAUCAGCCCUGCGCACGCUGUCAACUCCUCAAGAAACAGCUGGAGCAGGAGAUGCAGCAUACAGCAAGGCUGCAGAGGGAGGUGAGAUAGCUGACUGUGUGUCUUUGAAGUGACUCUGCUUUCUUGUUGCUUUUUUGACAUUUAUUUUCUUUAUAUUUGGAAAAGCAAUUUCCUGUGUUUUAUUGCCAAUAAAUAAUCAUAUGGUGUAAAUAUAGUAGUUUGAAUUCUGCAUAUUGAGGCAGUGGUCAGAUAAUUGUUUUUAAUAGGAUGCCAUCAUUGUCACUAUAUGUGAUCUUAAAUUCCCUAAUUAUUUUUUCAUAAUCUAUUGCCUCUCCUGACUUCCUAUAAGCAGCUGAAAUGUAAGAGUAUUUAAGAGUAGAAAUCUGAGAGUGAACUGUAAGAUCAAACUGCUUCUGAGCAUUGUCCUCUUCAUGUCUCUGUCAGGCAGAGGAGAUGAAGAAGCGUCUAUACCGGCUCGACCGCAUCGAGAAGGGUCUCCAGAACUUUCUCUACGAGGACCAGAUCCGUGCCCUUUCUCUCAGCAAGCGCUCCCGCCGUGCUGUCUGGUCUCCAGAGACCAUCCUGAAAGCCCGAAAGAUCCGCUGUGCAGUCGGCACUAAAGGCUAUGAGUACUUGAGGGAGCUUGGAUACCCUUUGCCCUCCUACAGAACUCUGUGUAACCGCUUGGAGACAAAGAUCAUGGUGACAACUGACAUGAGCUGUGAGGAGUUGGCGGAGCUCGGCCUUGGGCUCAUGGCCACCUGUGACAGUCCAACAGGAGGGGUUGGGGAGAAUGAUGAGGAAGAGCUAAUUGGGGUUUUGUCCUGAUUAAAGCUAAAUAAAACUUUACAGAAUGUAAUGGAAGAUGGUGAGGAAAUACAGCUUAUUUUAUCUCUGAAAGACUGAGUUGUCAGUAAACGUGCACUCUGCUUGACAGAGAUAGUGAGUUGACUUGUUUGAAUUGUAACAUGGUCGUGCUUGGGAUCUGCAGAGGUAGGCACUUGCAGCUUGGUCUGGCUUUACCCCUGUGGUGUCUCUGACCACAAAGAUGCUGAGCAACAAAAUGUGCUGACGUUUGUGAGGAAUUGAAAAAAGUAGUCAAAUCAGACUGGGAGAUUGUGUUAAAGAUGAAAAGGUUUGUACAAGAUGCUGUGUCUCUCUACUGAUUUGAUGAGUGAUUCACAGACCGAAGUUACACAGGCUCUGAAACUCUGAUGAAGGUAAAGUUGCUCAAAUGUGCGGAGGAGAGUCAACCCAGAUUAGGGGACUGCUGUAAUACAGAUCAAGGGAAAGAAAACAGAAAUUGUUUUGAGCUGGGAUGAAAAUUGACUUCCUCUGUGUACAACCCCAGUUCAGAAAUAGCUGUGUCACAGUCUCAGAUGUCCAUAUAAACAGAAAUGAUAGCUUCCAAUAAAUACAACUUAUCAAAUGAUGAAACUGAAAAUCAUUUUUAAUGAUCUGCUCAUUUUAAAUUUGAUGCCAGUAACAUGUUUCAAAACAGUCAGUACAAGGGCAUGUUUACCAUUUUGUUGCAUCAUCUCCUCUUUGGGCAAGACUCUGUCCGUGUUUGUGAACCAUGUACACCCGCUUCAGGAAUAUGGAAAGUAACAUUUUGUACCAUUCUUGCCUGAUAAAGGAUUUCAGCAGCUCAACAGUUCAGGGUCUCCUUCAUGGUAUAUUGUGUUAUAUUUAAAUUGUUUUAAAUGGGCAAAUUUGUUUCUGCAGGACAGCCAGUUAAGCAUUUGUUCUCCUCUAUUACGCAGCCGUGCUGUAGCUGUAUGUGCAGAGUGUAGUUUGCUGUUUUGCUGAAGCAUUUCUGAAAAAGGCACUGUCUGCGUGGCAGUAUACAGUGCAUUGGAAAAGUAUUCAUACCCCUUGAACUUUUUCACAUUUUGUCUCUCUACAACCACAAACUUAAAAGUAUUUUAUUGAGAUUUUUUGUCAUAGACCAACACAAAGUAGAACAUAAUUGUGAAGUAGAACAAAAAUGAUACAUGGUUUUCAAAAAUUUAAACAAAUAAAAAUCUGAAAAGUGU